This is a messenger RNA of Spodoptera litura, 2490 nucleotides long. Lineage: Eukaryota; Metazoa; Arthropoda; Insecta; Lepidoptera; Noctuidae. The record is from RefSeq and is a predicted model, not a curated record.
AUGAGACAUGUCAACAAAACGAAUUAUGGGAAGAAAGUGGACCUUACAAAGUCACAGAACAGUGGGAACGAAGUGGGCCGUGCCAACGGACAGAACGGUGGGAACGAAGUGGACCCUGCAAACCACCAGGACAUAAUAUGUGAACGACCAAGACGGGACCAACCAGAUUCAUGGCAACGUACGGAACCAUGCGUACCAAGAUUUCCAUGCGACCAAAUAUCUACAGGUGAAAGAACUAAACCAUGCCAGCUCAUAGGACAAUCCCAAAGAGCAGAUCCAUACGGGCCAAGAACACCGUACGAAAGACCAUACACAGGCGCAGCAAUAGAUCCUUACCAACAACAAGGACCAGGGGAACGAGCAUACACGUACGAACGAACCAGACCAGAACUAUAUCAACAAGGACCAUAUAAUCGGCAGGAAUCAUCGGAACAACGAGUUCUAUAUGAAAGAUCGUAUCUAGGAAAAGAAAUUGUACCGUGCAAGCCAACCGAACCUUGUGAUAGAUAUACAAGAGAUCAGUUAAACCCAUGUGCUCAACCAGAACCAAAAUUGACAAGGGAACAAAUAAACCUAUACGUUCAACCAGAGCCAUGUCAACCAAGACGGCCAUGUGAACGAACAUAUACAAGAGAAGAAAUAAGUCCGAGUACUCGACCAGUACCAUGUGAACCUAGACUGCCAUGCGAUAAAACAUAUGCCAGAGAAGAAAUAAACCCUGGUGCUCGACCAGAGCCAUGUCAACCAAGACGGCCAUGUGAACGAACAUACGGUAGAGAUGAAAUUAGUCCUAGUACUGGACCAGUACCAUGUGAACCUAGACUGCCAUGCGAUAGAACAUAUGCCAGAGAAGACAUAAACCCUGUGGCUCGACCAGAGCCAUGUGUACCAAGACGGCCAUGUGAACGAACAUACGGUAGAGAUGAAAUAAGUCCAAGUAUUCGACCAGUAACAUGUGAACCUAGAUUCCCAUGCGAUCGAACAUAUGCAAGAGAAGAAAUAAGCACAAAUUUUCGAUCAGAACCAUGUCAACUUAGACUGCCAUGUGCACGAACAAGAGAAGAAAUAAGUCCUAGUACUCGACCAAUACCAUGUGAACCUAGAUUGCCGUGCGGUCGAACAUAUGCCAGAGAUGAAAGAAGUCCUAGUGCGCCACCAGAACCAUGUCAACCAAGGCGGCCAUGUGAACGAACAUACGGUAGAGAGGAAAUAAGUCCUAGUACUCGACCAGUACCAUGUGAGCCUAGACUGCCAUGCGAUAAAACAUAUGCCAGAGAUGAAAUAACCUCUAGUGCUCGACCAGUACCUUGUGAGCCUAGACUGCCAUGCGAUCGAACGUAUGCCAGAGAUGAAAUAACCUCUAGUGCUCGACCAGUACCUUGUGAACCUAGACUGCCAUGCGAUCGAACAUCUGCAAGAGAAAACAUAAACCCGUAUGGCCCACAACCAUGUCAACAAACUGGACCAAAUGGAAUGGAAAGGAGAACAAUAAAUAAUAAUACACCAUACUGCCAGCAGCUACCUGACAAGGUUCAGCAAUUGGUGUUUAUUAGACAUCCUCAAGCACAGGUACCUGGUGGGCCCUCAGCUUCGAAUAAACUCAUCCUAACCUACAAGUAUCCUCCCCAAAAUACGCAGCAUCCAGGAGCUAUGAGGCAACCACCUGACAAAAUUUUUGUAUACUACAAAAAGCCUUGUGACGGCACGUGUAAAAACAAGUUAUAUACCGCUGCAAAUCCAGCGACAACUAGAAUGCCUAGAAGUGCUACCAGACUAAAACCAACAAACCAACCACAAGCCAUAGCCACUAGCAAUGAAGCAUUAUAUGAAGCAGAAUGUCUAAAACAUUCAGGAAGAUUAAAAGAAUCAAAGGAAGAUGGUUCACGUGUUCCUGGAGUCAAAUGUAGUUGUAGCGGUGGGGUUAAAUUAGAUAAAAAAUCGAAAUGUGCUUGCGAUACUGAAACUGAUAAAAAAACAAAAAAAGAAAAUUCGAAAUCUAAAGUUAAAUGUGCUUGCGAUACAGAAACUGAUAAAAAAUCAAAAAAAGAAAAUUCGAAAUCUAAAGUUAAAUGUGCUUGCGAUACUGAAACUGAUAAAGAGUCAAAAAUAGAUAAAUCAAAAUCUAAAAACGAUUGUUCUUGCGAUAUUGAAUCUGAUAAAGAAACAAAAUACGAGUCAAAAAUAGAUAAAUCAAAAUCUAAAAACGAUUGUGCUUGCGAUUCAAAUAAAAAUGCAAUUGCACAAAAUUCAGACACAAAGGUUGUUGAAAAUAACCAGAAAUUAGACAAGAAGCAAUCAAAAAAAGGUAAAUCAAAAUCUAAAAUCAAAUGUGCUUGCGAUGUAGAUGAACAAACAAACGAACCAGCACCGUGUGGAAACGAAUCGUGUGACGCUAAUGCCUGUAUCUGCCGCUUACCGCCGGCCUAUAAUCAAUACCAUGCUUGUACUGGACAGAUAAGCGGGAAUUGCUAUUGUGGCAAAAAUAACUAG